Molecule: messenger RNA, 5286 nt
Organism: Nymphaea colorata (pocket water lily)
Lineage: Eukaryota; Viridiplantae; Streptophyta; Magnoliopsida; Nymphaeales; Nymphaeaceae
Product: mediator of RNA polymerase II transcription subunit 23
Exons: 21
Coding region: 104-4924 (1606 amino acids)
Biological process (GO): positive regulation of gene expression; regulation of transcription by RNA polymerase II
Cellular component (GO): transcription regulator complex; mediator complex
Source: RefSeq, a predicted model, not a curated record
GCCAUGGAGUUGUUGAAAGAGGUUUGAACGUUAAAUCUGCCGUCUCUCUAUCUCUCUCUGGCGUUGGCGCGGCCGCGGAAGCGAGGAGGAGGAGGGUUGGAGGAUGGAGUUGAGUUGCGGAGGGGCCCCAAAAGCCGACCAAUUCCAACCUGCUCAGGCAGCCGUCCUUGACAUCUUCAAUCUCUACUUGGGGAGGAUUCCGAAGUGCAAAGGCGACGAUUCUUAUCGCGAAACCCCGAAUAAAAUGCAGAAGCGGAUAACUGCUAUCCACCGUGAGCUUCCUCCUUCAAAUGAGCAGUUUCUUUUGGACUUUGAGCAACUUCAAGCACAAUUUCCAGACAAGGACCAGUUACGCGCAGCAACAGAGUCUGUACUUGCUACCCUGGUUAUGCAUUGCAGCAGCCAUGCACCUCAUGCUGAAUUUCUUCUUUUUGCAGUUAGGAGCUUGUGCUCCAUAGAUUACAUAAACUGGGAUAAGUUCCUGCCAGCACUGCUCUCCUCUAUUUCAGUGUCAGAAGUUCCAGUUGGACUAGGGACUCAAUCUGUAAAUAAUGUGCUAUCUUCUGUCUCUGGAGCAUCUUGCAUCACAGCUUCUUCAAUUACGAUUUCUAGUUCUUCUAAUUUUCAGCCUUCUAAUUCAGCUUCUCCUUUAUCCCCAGUUCAUGCCAUUGCAUCUCCUGGUCAGGGCUCACUUGACCCAUUAGCUAGCAUUGGUCAUUCGCCGGUGAAACCUUCUGAAAUGUCUUACCCUAACCAACCGAUAACCUUGAAGUCUAGUUCCUUGGUAAAAGGUGUUGGAGUAAAUUGGACAAGGCAGUUAUCCUGCAAAAUUAUUUUGGAAGGCAUUGAGUGCAACCUGAAGCCUGUUACUUAUGCUGAUACCUUUUCACACAUGAUGAAUUGGUUGGUUAGUUGGGAACAACAACAAUAUAGUGGUGUGGAGGAUUUUGAUGACACACAUACUUGUAAACCUGAGAAAGUUAUAUCAGACUGGAUACGUGGCUGUUUGGAUGUAAUAUGGCUAUUGGUUGAGGAAGACAAAUGUCGUGUACCAUUCUACGAGUUACUCAGGAGUGACCUGCAAUUCUUGCAUAAUAUUCCUGACGACGAGGCAUUGUUUACCAUGAUUUUGGAGAUUCACAGAAGGCGAGAUAUGGUUGCUAUGCACAUGCAAAUGUUGGAUCAGCACUUACACUGCCCAUCUUUUGCAACUAACAGAAAUUUGUCUCAGUUUUAUCCAAUUAUCUCUGGAGAAUCAAUGAUUAACUUGAGGGCAGCACCUUUAACAUAUCCGAGUGUUUUAGGAGAACCACUGCAUGGCGAGGAUCUUGCUACCAUGAUUCAGAAAGAGAGCAUUGGUUGGGAAAGAGCCCUUCGUUGUCUAAGACAUGCUCUGCAUGCUACUCCAUCUCCAGAUUGGUGGAGACGUGUGCUUGUCAUUGCUCCUUGCUAUAGGCAACAAGCACAACAGCAAAUAGUAGUCACUGGUGUUGUUUUCUCAGCAGAAAUGGUUUCUGAGGCUAUGAUUGACAGAAUAAUGGAAUUGUCGAAAUGCACAAAUUCAGAAACAAGUUUAUGGCUGGAGUGGCUUACUCUUUCGGAUAUUUUGUACUUUCUGACAAAGAAUGGUUAUAUUGAUUUCCUGGAUUUUGUGGACAAGCUUGUGCUUCGAGUUAGACAAGGCGACCAAAAGUUUGUCCGCAGCAACCAUAUUACAUGGCUGUUGACGCAAAUAAUCCGUUUAGAGGUUGUGACAAACGCUUUAAAUACAGACCCAAAAAAGGUGGAAGCGAUCAGAAAGAUUAUUUCAUUUCAAACUGAAGAAAGAAAUUUUGAUCAGAGCAUAGUCACUCCUCAGAGUAUCCUUCUAGAAUUUAUAUCAAGCAGUCAGUCAUUGAGGAUAUGGUCAUUUAACCCUUCAAAUAAGGAUUGUUUGAAUCCAGAGCAGAUUCAGAAGGGCAAGCAGAUAGAAGAAUGGUGGAGGCCAUUUGGAAAAGGGGAACGCAUGCUGGAUUUCGCAAAUUUGGAUGAUAGGUCACUGGGGAUGUUUUGGGUGCUUUCACAUACAAUGGUCCAAUCUGCCUGUGAUGUCUUGAUGAAUUGGCUGAAUUCUGCUGGAGUUAGCGAGUUAAUGCAAUCAGGAUCAAUUCAACCUAAUGAGCGGAUGAUGGUGAUGCGGGAAUCAUGUCCCUUGCCCAUGACAUUCUUAUCUGGCCUUUCAAUACAUUUGCUAUUGAAUUUGACUUCAAAAAUUGAAGACACAUUAUUCCAAGGGCAGGUCAUUCCUAGCAUUUCAUUGGUCGAGGUAUAUGCAAGAAUUUUGUUGAUAGCACCUCACUCUUUAUUUCGUCUACAUUUCAGUACUCUGUCACAACGGUGUCCAACAUUAUUUAGCAAGCCUGGAGCUUCUCUUCUCCUACUGGAAAUACUAAACUAUCGACUCAUUCCUCUAUAUAGGUAUAAUGGGAGAUCCCGUUCCCUGUUAUAUGAUGUCUCAAAGACAAUUGCAUCAAUGAAGGGAAAAAGAGGAGAACAUCGCAGUUUCCGACUUGCUGAAAACUUAUGCAUGAAUCUUAUACUUUCAUUGCGGGACAAUUUCUCUGUGAAGAGGGACCUGAAGGAGCCCUCUGAGCUCACAGAAACAUUGAAUAGGAUUUGUAUUGUUAGCCUUGCCAUUAUGAGUAAGACACGUGGUAUAGGAGAACUUGAUAACUUUUUGUACCUUCAACCACUCCUGGAACAAAUAUUGGCAGCAAGCCAGCAUACAUGGUCUGAGAAAACAUUGCGGCACUUUCCUCCUAUGAUCCGUGAAUUCCUGAAGGUUCGGAUGGAUAAGCGAGGGCAGGUCAUCCAAGCUUGGCAGCAGGCGGAAGCCACUGUCAUCAACCAGUGUACACAGCUUCUUUCACCUCAAGCUGAUCCCACAUAUGUGAUGACUUACAUCAAUCAUAGUUUUCCUCAGCACCGCAAGUACCUGUGUGCUGGUGCUUGGAUGUUGAUGAAUGGACACCCUGAUAACAUCAACAGUGCAAACCUUUCACGUGUCCUGAGAGAGCUUUCACCUGAUGAAGUGACAUCAAAUAUAUAUACAAUGGUGGAUGUUCUUCUUCACCACAUUCAGAUUGAACUUCAACAUGGGCAUCUUAUACAGGAUCUCUUAUUUAAGGCUAGUGCAAAUCUUUCCUUUUUCAUUUGGACACAUGAACUGCUUCCCUUGGAUAUAGUGCUUUUGGCACUUGCUGAUCGAGAUGAUGAUCCCCAUGCAUUGCGCCUUUUGGUGACUCUGCUUCUCGACCGACAAGAAUUUCAACAGAGAGUCAAAAUAUGUUUCUUGAAUAGACCCACAGAGCACUGGCUAAACACUGGGCUUGCAAAACGUGUUGAGCUACAAAAAGCUCUUGGCAAUCAUUUAUCUGGCAAGGACAGAUACCCACCAUUUUUUGAUGAUGUUGCGGCCCGUAUGCUGCCAGUUAUCCCGUUGAUUGUUUAUCGGUUAAUAGAAAAUGAUGCUGCAGAUGCUGCUGAAAGGUUACUUGCUACAUAUUCUGGACUCCUUGUCUACCAUCCUCUGCGGUUCACUUUUGUCCGGGAAAUUCUGGCAUACUUCUAUGGCCAUCUCCCAAGCAAGCUCAUAGUUCGAAUUCUGCAUGUACUUGAUCUUCCUAAGAUUCCUUUUUCUGAGUCAUUCCCCCAGCACGUCAACUCAUCAAGCCCUGCUGCAUGUCCACCACCAGAUUAUUUUUCAGGUCUGCUUAUGGGUCUUGUAAAUAAUGUCAUGCCUCCUUUAAGCAGCAAACCAAGAACAGGAUUAGUGGGUGAUACUGCUGCAAGUCCUGCACGUACUGCUCUAAGUAAAGCUCAAUCUUCAGUUCACUCCAUGCCAAUAAAUGUGCCAGAAAAUCAGAAGGCAUUUUAUCAAAUUCAGGAUCCAGGCAAUUACUCACAACUUAUGUUAGAGACUGCGGUGAUUGAGAUCCUUUCUCUUCCUGUGACUGCAACUCAGAUAGUAUCUGCAUUUGUCCAGACUGUUGUUCAUGUUCAGCCUGUAUUAGCCCAGUCUAGCUAUGGAAUGCAAAUGAUGCAGAAUGUUGUUGGACAAAGUACAGGACUGCCAACAUCCCCUUCAGGCGGCAGUACAGACUCCAUGAGCACUAGCCGAUCUAAUACAGCAUCAGGAAGCACUACGCCCAAUUUGGUCUCAAGAACUGGUUGUACAAGCCAAUCAGUAUCUUGUUUGAUGAUUCAAGCUUGUGGUUUAUUAUUGGCUCAACUCCCACCAGACUUCCAUUUGCAGCUCUAUGUAGAAGCAUCACGUAUAAUUAAGGAGUGUUGGUGGCUUACAGAUGCAACAAAGUCAUCUAGAGAGUUGGAUUCUGCUGUCGGAUACGCAUUGUGGGAUCCAACCUGGGCUGCUCAAGACAGCACUUCAACAGCAAUUGGUAAUACAGUUGCUCUGCUGCAUGCAUUCUUUAGCAACCUUCCACAAGAGUGGCUUGAAGGCACACAAACAGUCAUUAAGCAACUCAGACCUGUCAAUUCUGUUGCUUUGCUACGGAUAGCAUUCCGUAUAAUGGGUCCAUUGCUUCCACGCCUUGCUUCUACACGCUCACUUUUCUUGAAGACAUUGGCACUGUUAUUUAAUGUCAUGGCUGAUGUAUUUGGGAGGAAUUCUCAGCCAACUUCCCUGAUAGAAGUGAAAGACAUUUCAGAUAUUAUUGAUUUUCUCCACCAUGCUGUCUUAUAUGAAGGGCAAGGACCUGUACAAGGGGAUAGUAAGCCAAAACCCGACACAUUGAUCCUAUGUGGGAAAAUGGUUGAGCUCUUGCGACCAGAUUUGCAGCAUCUGUUUUGCCACUUGAGGCCUGACCCAAAGAUCUCUAUCUAUGCAGCCACUCAUCCUAAGUUUGUGCAGAGCACAGCAUAGCUCUCUCCUCUAUUAUUGUUAUAUAAGCAUCUCAUCAUUCCCAUGUACAUGAAACUGUGGUGCAUAAUGCAUGCUUCAAAAUCUGGAUUACUCUACGUUUUUGUACUUAUUAGCCAUCUAGGACUUGUGUAAAUCAUGAAGCCUCCAGAUAUGGUUUUUUGCUUUUAUUUUGAACUAGUGUACUGGUAAGCAGAUAAGUAACCAUUGCAGGUUUAUGGAACGUGAAGGGUGCUGUUGCAUAUUUGCCACUGGUUGGACAGGAAGAAGUUGCUCCUCGAACCUGACAAUGCUGUCAGCUUUUAUUUGAGUACAGUGUUAGCUUCAUUUCUCUAGUUAAAUCCAUCUUCUGUUUUCUACUACUA